This is a messenger RNA of Clupea harengus (Atlantic herring), 2836 nucleotides long. RefSeq names its product integrator complex subunit 10 (gene ints10). The transcript is spliced from 18 exons. NCBI's taxonomy places the organism in Eukaryota, Metazoa, Chordata, Actinopteri, Clupeiformes, Clupeidae. The record is from RefSeq and is a predicted model, not a curated record. Gene Ontology annotation, biological process: snRNA processing. Bases 241 to 2373 code for a protein of 710 amino acids. Gene Ontology annotation, cellular component: integrator complex.
UCAGAGCUGGGCUGUUUUUUCUGUUUAUUUUCUAGAUAGUGUCAGGAUAAAUGUAAUACAUUUAGCACUGGUGACCCUCCUGUCUACACAGGGAAAAAAUGAAUGAAAGCAUAAUUUUUCUUUGUGCUACAAUGUGGUCAUAGAGGCGUAACGUUAUCCAGUUGUUUGUGAUGCUGCAUAGCUGUUUCAGUUAACGUUAGACAGGCAGAAAGACCCAUAUAGUAGUGGACGUGCGACGUUAUGUCUGCACUGGGGGAUUGCGAGUUUCUCGUAAAACGCGCCCGCGAACUUGUGUCAGAAGACCCAUGGGCUGCCAAGGCAUGGCUGAUAACCGCCCGCACUCUUUAUCCCGCAGACUUCAACAUUCAGUACGAGAUGUACACAAUUGAACGCAACGCCGAGAGGACGACUUCUGCGGGCAGACUGCUGUAUGACAUGUUCAUCAACUUUCCCGACCAAGCUGUGGUGUGGCGCGAGAUCUCAGUCAUCACUUCCGCACUAAGAAGUGACUGUCAAGAUAAGCACGCCCAGUUUUUGAGAGGUUUGUUUGAGACCCUUCCGGGACGCAUUCAGUGUGAGAUGCUUCUGAAGGCUACAGAGCAGUGCUUUAAUACGUUAGAGAAGGCUGAAAUGUUGCUGCUUUUGUUAAGAAGAUUUCCGGACUCAGUCGUUCAGCAUGGGGUCAGCUUAGGGGAGUCUCUUUUGGAGGCUGAAAAUGCGGAAGACUUGGACACACCUGUCAACUGCUUCAGAAAACUUUUUGUGUGUGAUGUUCUCCCUCUGAUCAUGAACAACCUGGACAUGCGUCUUCCGCCCAGCCUGUUGCACAAGUACAUGCACAAGGCAGCAGAAUUCUACAUCUGUUACGUCACUCGUGGCCCAUCCACAGAUGCACAGAUGCAGGGUGGUCAGGAGGGCGGGCUGAAGUCUCCCGGUGUGCUGCGUGGGGCUCAGCGGUACGUGAUUGACGGCCUGUCGGAGAAGUCGUCCGUGGUGGCCGAGCCCUGGGAGAGACUGCUGGACAUCUUGGCUGUGGUGGGGUCACGCUGCGAGUGGCAAGGAGACAAGGGGAGCAGGAGUUACCUGGAGCUGCUGCAGCGCAUGAAGGAGCUGUGUCGCUACCUGCCCAGUCUGGAGGGAGAGACCCUGUCCCGCUGCUGCAGUCAGGUGGUCACCUGUGCAGCCCUCGUCCUCUUCCGCAGCGCCUACCUCUACGUGUCUGUUGUACAGCCUUCACUCUUCCAUGGCCACAGUUCGUUAGUCUCGGGCCCAUGGAUCCUAUUGGAGGACUUCUCAUUGGUGUUCAAUGACAUUGAAGUGGAGAGAGGCUCAGGGAAACAUGCACACAAAAAGCGCAAGCUGGCCGACGGCAGAGAGAAGACUAUGAGCUCGGAUGACGAGGAGGGUGUGGGAAAGGGCCGUGGUCGUCACAUCCUGGUCAAUAAGACGGAGAUGCCGGCCUGGACGGAGACGCUGGAGAGCUUCCGCACGGCCAGAGAGAGCUGGGACCUACUGCACUCGCACGAGGCCCUGGAGACGGAGUUCAACAAGAUCUGUGCAGCCUGGAAGACAGACACCUGGCUAUGGCUCCGAAUAUUCCUCUCGGAUAUGAUUAUUUAUCAGGGCCAGUACAGGAAGGCUCUGUCCAGCCUGCUCCAGAUGGCUUCUUUCCAACCGCAGCCGAGUCAGACGCCCCCUGGAGGCAGUCUGGAGAACCACAGAGCCAUCAUUCAGCAGGCAUCCUGCCACUACGCCCUGGGAGAACACAGGUUGGCAUGUGAGAAAUUGCUUGAGGUUGUUGGAGGACUGGUCCCGCAGACUCCGGACCCAGGGAAGAGUUGUGAGGAGCCUGGUAGACCAAGGACAAAGCCUAGAAAGGGAAAUGACCUCAGGCUCCUGCCAUGUACAAGCAAAGCAGUCCUGCCAUACGCUCUUCAGUUGAUGCUGGCCUGUUUCAAGCUUCGGGCCUUCACCGACGUCAGGGAUGACCUGUCUCUGGGUCAUGUGGUAGUGCUCCUGCAGCAUGAUUGGCCACAGGGGGAGACCCUGUUUCUCAAGGCAGUGGAUAAGAUCUGCCAGCAGGGCAGCUUCCAGUAUGAAAACUUCUUCAACUACGUCACCAACAUCGACAUGCUUGAGGAAUUUGCUUACCUUCGCACCACUGAGGGAGGGCGUGUCCAGCUGGAGCUACUGCCCAAUCAGGGCAUGCUCAUCAAGCAUCACACGGUGACCCGCGGCAUUACUAAGGGGGUAAAGGAGGACUUCCGUCUGGCGAUGGAGAGACAGGUGUCUAGAUGUGGGGAGAACCUGUUCACUGUGUUACACCGGUUCUGCAUCAAUGAGAAGAUCAUCCUUAUCCAGUCCUUACCCUAAGGCCUUUGGCUUUUGACCUUUGCCCUUUGAAGCCUCUAACACUGACUGUUUCUACUUGGGACUGAACUGUGCCUGUUCAUCACCAUGGGGGUUGUCUCUUGAUCCUAAGCCUCACAACUAGUUUCAUAAUACCAUUAGCGUCAAACCAUACCGGUGGGCUGUCCGUCAUGCUGUGAUGAAACGCUACUUCUCAGGACUUAAGAAAUUCAUACCCCUGUACGUCAUGUGAUUUUCCUCUUCUUUACAUUUUCAAUCCUUGGUAUUGAUGAAUAUUCGUAUAGGUUAGCUGGAUAGGUGGGUAUGUUUAAUGCUUUAGGUAUCUUGAAGUAUUCCAUUGUCAGAACCGUGUUUUAUGUUUUUUUUCUUCGUUGUCUCUUCAUAUAAUUGUGGCUGUUUAUAAAUAAUGUCAUAAUCCCCUAAAGGGAUUUUUGAAAUAAAUGCAAAUGUUACAAUUUUAUUAUUA